GAGUGUGUGUGUGUGUGUGUUUCUCUCUCUCCCGCACACACAAACGCGCACACACACAGUGGAAUCACACGCACGCUCCCUCCCCUUGGAUCUGGAGGUCUUCCUGGAUUCUCCAACUUCUUCUUUCUCCGCUCCGGUUUUUCUUCUUCUGCUCUCCUUCCAGAUGUUCUUAGAUGUUCUCCGGUGGUUCUUUUGGCGGGUGAGCAGCACCGGUUGAAUCGGGCCUAAUGAGCAUCAGCAGCACCAGUCUGAGCGACCAAUCACAGCGCUCCCCCACCGGCGGACCUCCGUGAGGCCAGGAGGCGCAGCGAGCGGCGGAGCCUGUUUGUCGGCUGGAGAUGGAGCAGAGCGCCCGCCUCGGUGCGCUCCGAACUUCCACCAUCUGAGGAGGGGAAAAGGCGGACUGUUGGAGCUUCAGCGCAUGUAUCAGAGAGUUCUGCAGGAUUACGAACCGGAGCGGAACCGGUGAGGAGCCAGAACAGGUGUCAGCAGAGCCAGCAACAGUGCGCAGACUCCCCGCAUCCGUCCAGCAGCAGCGGCGCAGGAAUAAGAAAAAGAACAAGAAGAAGAAAAAGAGUGGCCCCCCAGGAGAACCUUUUCGGAACAUUAGUCAGAGGAGAAACCGCUGCUGCUUCCCUCCUCGGAAGGUUAGAGGAGCUCGUAACCGAAACCGGCGGCGGUGGCAUCUCCCCCCCUCAUCCUCCCGGUCUGUGCCUACAUCCCCCGCCACAGAUAGGGACGUUCUGAUAAUUACAUGUAAUUAUAAUUUCUGUGGGAGACAGAUCUGCCUCUGUCUAUUAUUGCCCAACACCUCCGACACAAUAACUCCACGCCAUUUACAUAUUUCCUCUCCGCACAAAAAGUGAUAUUUCUUCCGAGGCGAAUUUCACUUGUGAAUCCGAGAUCCGACUGAGUGACACUGUGUGCCUGAAAGCUUCAACAUCCUGACGUUUGACUCAUUCUGCAGGGCCGGUUUACGAUCGGCCACAGUCCCAGACUCUCACUGAUUGUUUACAGCAGCAGAAAGCACCAAAUAUACGACAUAAACGCAGAUUUAAUGCGUGUCCCCCCCCCCCAGAUUUGCUAAAUAAGUGCCCAGUCUGAAUGUACAGAAGAGCGAGCAAAGUGUUUACAUCAAAGUGCCACGACCAGCGCAGGAAUGUACCCGAACGCCACAUUUCACUCAGAAUAGCUUCACCUCCUCUUGGACUGAAAAGCAGCGAGAUCGUUGUUCCCAGUUUGUCCUUUUUUUAAUCGUACAUUCUGGAGCUUCCACAGUUCCUUUCCUGCAGGUUUUAAUAGCAGAACUGCUAAAAAGCAUCCUGCCAGUGUUUGUCCCUCUGCAGCUCCAUCGCUCCCGACCUUUUGUAAUUAUUAUUUCACUGACGGCAGCAGAGAACAGACUUCCAGCGGCCGGCUCCGUCCUGAAUGAGCUCAGGAACCCUUCAGCUUUAGUGGGUUAAACUAGCGGAUACAGCGUUGUGGCUGCAUUGACUCAACAACAGAAAAUAGAUGUCUUAGUCAUGUAAAAAUGACGCCCACCACCAAUCUCCGAGUCCUCGCCGUCUCCCUGCUCUCCCUCCUCGCCGCCCCCCUCACCACCGUGGUGGAGACCUCAGCGUCCCCCCCUCCUCAGCCCCCCAGCCGGCUGCCCGACGCCGGCCCCUCACUGCUCCUCGCCAUCCAACCGGCCGCCCUCCAGGGCCGGACCAAAACCCCGGAGUCGGACUCUCCGGACGGGGUCCUGGAGACGCCUCGGAGGCCCCUCCCCCAGGUGAUGUUCCCCAAGAACGUCACCUCGUCGGAGGCCCUGGCGCCGCCGCUGGGAGCCGCCCAGGUGGCGCCGAUCCCGCCCCGCAUGGUGGAGCUGUGGAUGGACGUGUGCCGGGGCUACUACGACGUGAUGGGGCACUUCGACAGCGCUUUCAACUGCUCCAAAGACACCUACUUGUACUGCUGCGGGACCUGCCACUACCGGUUCUGCUGCCCAGACCGGAGCCGGCAGCUGGACCAGGACAGCUGCAGGAACUACCACUCCCCGGACUGGGCCAAGCCGCAGACGGAGACCAUGAUCAUCCCUGAGGAGCUGACCAACGAGCCCGACUUCGACCCGCUGAAGCUGCAGAGUCACAACACCGGCUUCGUGAUCGGCGGCGUGGUGGUGUUCAUGGUGGCCGUGGCCGUGGGCAUCAAGGUGGUCUUCAACAAGGUGCAGCAGGAGGCCCAGCAGAGGGACCUGAACAUGCCCAGAGCCCUGGUGGACAUGUUGCGGCACCAGUCGAGUCCGGUGCAGCAGGACGAGAGGAACAACAGUGUGGCCCUGGCGGUGACAGACGGUCAGGGGACGCUGGGGAGGCCUCCGAAGAACCUGUACGCCCCGGGACUGCCCAGCAAGGACAACAGAUUGGGCAAUUUGCAGCACAAUUUCAUCCACUCGUCAGGCUCCAGCCCCAAACACACGGCAACCAUCGAACGAACACCUCGGAUGAACAACGCUCAGCUGGCGGCCGGAGGAACGCUGCUCUCCAGCAAGCACAACAACACCAAGUCCCAGCCCUCCUUCCACCACUCCCUGCACAACCUGGCCCAGCUGCCACCCUCCUACGAGAGCGCCACUAAGCCCGAGCUCAACCGAUACUCGUCGCUCAAACGACUCGAGAAAGGUCUGGAUGAAUAUUCGUCUGGUUACUGCACUACCAAGCGUCGUCCCCACACUGCCCAGCCGGCCCUCCAGUCCUCCCAGCACCACCUCCACUGGGGCGGGGACUACACCCUGAGCGGCAGAGGGACCCUCCCCCGGCAUGCCGCCCGCCCCUGGAUCCCGCCGCCGCCCUCCGGCAUGCCUGCCUCGCCCACCCCCAACCCAUACCCCCUGGACCCGCCCGAGCCCCAGUUCAACCCCAACUACGACACCCUGUCCAAGCCGCCGAGGAAGGUCAAGUCCACCGACCAACUGCUCAACAUGGGCGAUGUCCCCGGGAACACCGGCACCUUGUCGCGGCUCUCCAAGAACCAGCAGCACCAGUACUACAAAGCCAUGGCGGCCUCCAACAAGAACUCCAACACGCAGACGCUCACCAGGAAGAGGGACGACCGACGGGAUGAUCGGAGGGACGAUCGAAGGGACGAUCGAAGGGAUGACCGAAGGGAUGAUCGAAGGGACGACCGAAGGGACGACCGAAGGGACGACCGAAGGGACGACCGAAGGGACGAUCGAAGGGACGACCGAAGGGACGAUCGAAGGGACGACCGAAGGGACGACCGAAGGGACGACCGAAGGGACGACAGAAGGGACGACAGAAGGGAUGACCGGAGGGACGAUCGGAGGGACGACCGGAGGGAGGAUAGGCUGCUGAUGUCCCCCGACCACCUGGAGGACAGGCUGGGCGGGAUGGGCGUGGUGGAUCCCUACGCCCACACGGGCGGCAUCGUCCCCACACUUCCCCGCCAGCAGAAGGCCCAGUCCCAGCAGAACGUCUGUGCCACGCCCUCCCUGGACCGCCACCACAUGAUCAAGAUGAACUCUCACCCAACAUCCGGGCGCGAGCAGGAGCGGAGCAACGCCACCAUGACCGGCCACAUGAGCGGAGGGAUGGGCUGGACGGGGGAGAUGCCCGGGUCUGGUGGGGUCGUCAUGGGAACGGGAACACUGGGGGGCCACAGCGCCAGGAGGAUGGCUUUCGCAGCCAAAAGGCAGAACACCAUCGAGCAGCUACAUUUCAUACCGGGAGGUGGCGGCACUGGCAGCAGCGGUGGCGGGGGGUCAGCAGGCAGCGGCGGAGGCAGCCAGGGCAUCAGGACGGGGAGUAAAAAUGAGGUGACGGUGUGAGUUCAACAACUAGAUCUACAGCUAAACUAGAAGUAUCAAGUAUAAUAGUACCAGUAUCAUGUCUUUAUUCAGAUUAGUGUUAAUUGUAAUUAAAUAGCUUGAAUAUUAUCAGAUUAAAGCUCUCGGAAGGGGAACAGCGGUUCGCCUGUGUGAUAGCCUAACAGUACAUCAGCCAUAUUUUGUAACCGAAUUCGCCAUAUUGCCAUAAACAGCGGUGCCAUUUCUCAGAGAGACUGACUGGGAGGGAAUCAGGAGUGUCGUUCAUAUUUAGUUUUUAUAUAUGUUUCUAAAGAAGUACUCAGGAGCCAUAUUAGAUAGAGAACUGUGUGGAAUAUUAAUAUCACAGAGAUUCAGAACCGCCGACCUGAACUGUCUGCUCACCGAUUUACAAACUGGACCUGAACUUUACUCUGGAUUCUGGAGGUCUCAGACUCAACUUGACUCUUGUUGCUUCAAAGCGAGCAGACAAAGCGUGGGCCGGUUCCGAUUUGAAGUGACGUGCCCACGUUGCCGAUCCGAUGCCUGGGUUGCCUCGUUUUCCAUGUGACCUUAGCUGAAACCCCCAGAGGAGCUCGCCCUGAUCCGGUGAGUUCCCACCUGUAGAUCAGGACCUACCUGUACAAACAAUGGGCUACCAAAUAAUACAGAGCCAUCUAAAAAACAAGCAGAAACUGAAAAAUCUGACAGAACCGAGAGACGAAAGUGUUCAGUUUACCGACGAAGAGGCUUUAAUGUAGGUUGGAAGGUUUUUCUACAGAGCACAAAUGAGUAGACGUGACGCAGAGGUUGCACUUACACAACUGUCCUUCAAAGCCAUUUAUGGAAGUACAAAAAAAAACAGCACAGGGUAAGCUGGUCUGACAAUCACUGAUUUAUUCUUGUAUUACUGAUAUUAUUCUCGCCAGGUGACAGAUUAUCAGUGAGAUUCUGUACAGGAUGAGGGCGACCCGAGGCCUCCUCCUGCACGGCGGCGAGUGCCAUAAGAGACUCGGAUGGUUAGGAAGCCCUUCCCGUCCUCGACACCAAGACCUGCUGUAUCAUAACGCACUUCAGCCAGUUAAAAAAAACACAAAAAACCCCAUAAAAAAACAACCAAAAAAAAUAGAAAAGAGAAAAAACCAUCAAUAACAACGCUUCUCAAUACUAAGGGCUAUCCUAUCCUAUAUACUGUAGUCUGUGAUAUCUGUGGUCCAUAUAAAUGCUAUCUCUUUCUAUUGAUUUUGUGUUGAUAUUGUCAUGAUGUAUUAAGUAUUACUGUGUGCAACAACAACAACAACAAAAAAGAGCAAUCUAAGCACAGUUCAAAGAUGGAGACUAAACUUUUGCACAAUUCUACCCCCCUGAUAUUUGCACCGGACGCUUUGUGUCCCCGAGGUUUACAUUCAGCUGGUCGACGGACGGACGGACGGACGGACGGACGGACAGAUGGAAGGAUUUCUUUAGUUUUCUAUCAGAGGUUAUAAUCGCAGCUCGGUUCUGAAGACAGAUUCCACAUUUGGACAAUCUUCCUAUACACAGUGCUCGGUGUAGUUGUUCUGAAUAUGAUGGAGUGUUAUUAUUAAUAAUUAUUAUAACUGUUAUGGUUAUUAUUAACAAUUAUCUUAUGGUGUGAUGUUCUUUUACUUGGUGGGAUUUAAGUGUUUAUUGUUUUUUAAGGUAACUCUCACGACUAGUCGGUCUUUCUUUCCAUACAUCUUGGUCACGACGUUUCUAGAACAUUCCAGAUCUUGAUGCAUGCCAGCUCCAUUCCACAGAGAGGCCCGGAUUUUUAACGGUCGCUGCCGGUCGACUCUCCAGCUGUGUGCCUCGACAUCGGCCUUACGACUUCGGUUUUUUUCCCACUCAAAAACGCCGAAAACAAUCUGCAGCCUUCUAGAUGUGAGUGUAGGUGAAACAGCCAGCGAGGGACGGUUAGGACUCACCGAGGGUUCUCCGCCUGCAGAACCCGCGACGCCAUAAACGUAUGAGUGUUGGGAUGAAUGUUUAUUACGCAGGUUGGAGACAGACGGACGGACACCCCGAACGCUUCGAGUGUCUUUUUCAGGGAAAUAGGACAGAUGACAUACAGUAGUAUUAGAUUUUUAAAAAAAAUAGAGCCACAAAAAGGUCUGUAGCAAAGUCUGUAAAAUCUCACAAGCCAUAUCCAUCGAAAUCAUCAUCAUCGCGAUUUUAUAAAUGGUUAAUCUAAUUUGUGCAAGUAUCGUAUUUUGUAUAGCUAGUACAAUCAGAAUAUUUUGAGUGACAUUAAUUUGAGGAUUCUAAGAAAAAUAAAUAAAAAACCUCUGUGUUAGUAUUUAAUGAAUUGUACAGUGCCGAACUCAUAGCAUUUUGUCGUCUCUUUUUAUUGUCACGAACCUCCUCGGCCGGUUUAUUUCAGAAGGCGGGAGGUCAAGAGGCUCGUUUUCAGACGGAAAUGAAUGAAUAUGGUGCCAGUUUUUACCAUUAUGAAUUCAUUUAGAGCGCGGAGGGUUCACGGCCACCCAUUACAAAUUAUGGAUUUAUUUUCAUGCCUAUAAAUUUCAAAUCGACCCUUUUGUUAUUGUUUGAUGCAUUGAUCCCCUUGGAUACGACAGUGACUUACACAGAAUUUGUAUAAUAAAGUUGGUGGGAAAAAACAACAA
This is a messenger RNA of Acanthochromis polyacanthus (spiny chromis), 6450 nucleotides long. RefSeq lists its product as uncharacterized. The transcript is spliced from 6 exons. Gene Ontology annotation, cellular component: AMPA glutamate receptor complex; postsynaptic membrane; dendritic spine membrane. The coding region runs from base 1532 to 3829 and encodes 765 amino acids. Gene Ontology annotation, biological process: regulation of AMPA receptor activity; regulation of short-term neuronal synaptic plasticity. Lineage: Eukaryota; Metazoa; Chordata; Actinopteri; Pomacentridae. The record is from RefSeq and is a predicted model, not a curated record.